AACCUGUAGCCGCUCGACGUGAAUUUCUGCUAGCCGAUGAUGGACGCGGACGAGAUUCUAUGCAGGGUUUUCGGCGCGAGUCCUCUCGCCGCCGAACGCACUGCCGCCGGUAGAUCCAAGGAUGAUCAUCUCGAACGAUCCAGGUGGGAGCCCAGAACAUUUCAGAAUUUAAUUUGGAUAAAUGAAUACAUUAGGAAAUCCUUAUUGAAUCUGUAUAUUGAUACAUGGAAUUCCGAGGAUAAUAGAGAAGGUCGUAUAGGUCCCUAUCUCGUCAGAUUUGAUGUAUCCAUGCAUUAUGGUCUCUGCAUCGUUUCCCCUGACAGGCUAAGUGUCAAUUCGCAGAGUAGUUUUAGCACGAUGCGAGCUAAUGCAGGGGCGUUCAAGGGGAAAUGGAUGUAUGAGGUGCAACUUGGAUCCAAAGGAGUGAUGCAAGUGGGCUGGGGCACUGCUCAAUGUAAAUUUAAUCAACAGUAUGGCGUCGGGGACACCCCAAACUCGUACGCUUAUGAUGGAAAUCGUGUGCGGAAGUGGAACGUGAGUACUCAUAAGUACGGUGAGGCCUGGUUAACAGGAGACAUCAUUGGUUGUGUCUUGAACAUGGAUGACGGAACGAUAGAUUUCUAUAGGAACGGCAGGUGUCUAGGCAGAGCGUUCGAGAAUGUGCCGACAGGCGCCGGACUUGCGUACUUUCCCACUGUUAGUCUGGCCUUCACUGAAAACCUAACGGCUAACUUUGGCUCCAUACCGUUCAGAUAUCCUGUGGAGGAUUACGAACCCCUGCAAGCACCGCCGAUGGUGCAAGUCCGCCAAGCCAUGCUUCUCUUUCAGUGGCUCUCGCAGGUGAUCGAACUGUUGGAAUACUCCAAGAAUGUUGGCAAGCAAAACGUUCUCCUAGAAGAUAAAACUAUGAGCGCCCAUGCCUUUCUCAUGUGCCUAGCGAGAUCCAUCUUGAAACAUAUUGGCCCGUUGCUCACUGUUUCUUAUGUCACUGAGACGGUUUUCGUGCCGUUUAUGCAAACACUUUGCAAUCUGAGCACCGACGAUUCUACGACUACGACGAAAUCCGCUUACUCGAAUAUUCGUAGUACGCAGUUUAUUAUCUGUUUGGAUCUGCUAUGGACUUUCCUGGAAGAACACGAGAUCAAGAUGUGCUUGGAGAGCACGGUGCUACAUUUGUUGUCCGCCUUCCGACACGUUUCCCUGUUACUCGAAUAUCCGGAUCAGUGCAAGAGUCUGAUGCUGCUGACGAAAAUCUGUCAGCACACUGUCACACGGCAAUAUUUUUUGCAAUAUCUGUUGUUCGAUCGCGUGCGGUUUGCCAAUUUUGUACACGUGAAACCACUCGACGAGGGCGGAUUGACAGACGUGGUCGAGAAGGUCUGGUGGGAGACGAAUCCCUUGGAUCCGUCGAUCGAAGGAAACAAGGCCAGUUAUCUGUACGCCUGUGAGCGCAUCAAAGCUGCUAUAUCCGAGGUAGAAGCGUUACAAGUUGAAUUACUAGUCACAUUAUUAGAUAAUACUGAUGGAACAACAAAGAGACCAACAUCAAGGACUAUAUUUUUAAAAAAAUUCAAACGUUUUGUUCAGGAGAAUCUAAUAUCCAGUCGCACGCCCCUGCCGAUCACAUUAUGUUGCUUUCACCGACUUCUGGUUGCAUUCAGAAUUUUAUGGGAUACUGAAAUUGGGACAAGCCCUGUCUAUAUACCCUGCAGGGCGUUCUACGAUGCAUCGAUCAAUUACUCUGGAAUCGACAGACUUGGUGGCGUAAUAACCCACUUAAACAAGACAUUCAGGAACGAAUUGCUACGCCUCCUAGGUCCGGAUCAUGAGGUAAUUGUUGCUAUGGAACAGCAGCAGCAGCAACAACAACAACAACAGCAACAGCAGCGUACUACAACAGCAACAAAUGAAGCGUCAAAUAACACUUAUGCCGCUGCUGUGGUCGGCGCGGCUGUGAGACCCCUAAUCGACUUGCCCGUAGCUUUACCUGCGGCUAUUUAUCCUCGCUUACUUAACAUCAACCCGCCCGCGACAUCGGCAAGCCAAGGUAGUUCUACGAUAUUGGAGAGAUUAGGAUUUUUUUCGCAUACUAGAGAAGAUAGGACUCCAAUACGUCACGGUCCUGUAGAUCCAGCGAUCUCGUUGAUAGAAUUAUUAGAUGGUAUUAUCUUAUUCUAUCAUGUAGCGGCGAAGAAGCAGCUGGCCAAAGUGGCUAGUCUGCGUGAUAGUAUGUCCGCAUACAUUAACGCAAUUGCCGACACCAAGGCGAGACUUGAGCAUGUCGAGCAGGAAACGAUCCCUGGUAAGGAUUCCGACACGGAGGCGAUACAAAGAGAACUGCUUCGUACGACGGACAUAUUUAGUAAGAAACUGUCGGAGCAAGCGAGACACAUGGCAUGGAUUAGGGCUGCUGUGUACUCGGAGGAGAAGCAGGCGCAACUGGCCUGGCUGUUAAAAGUGGUCACAUUGACCCUGCAAACCGCCAGCCAGCAGGGCAACAUGUUCAGUUUUGUGCCCGAUUUCUAUUUGGAAACAUUGUCCGAUCUGAGUGUGAGCUUGCGUGCUCAUAUGCAUCCCACUGCACCGAUUGAGAAUAUUCCUGAUUAUCGAACAAUGCUAUGCAAUGCGGCCGAGUUUCUAUGCGAUCACUUUCUCGAUCCACGCAUAGUGCACGUCAAUUCUAAGGACGUGCUGAUACUUGCGCUCGCCGGUUUUGUAUCGAAUCCAUUGAUGCUAGAGGCACUAGAGAAUGUGCCGCGCGAGAGCAGAAUAAAAAUUGUCACGAAUCUGUUAAAACCAUACGAGAACAGAGCAUGGGCCCAAUCCAAUUGGGUUCUGCUCAGAUUUUGGCAGGGUAAUGGUUUUGCCUUCCGAUACGAAAAGAGUCCGCAUCUUUCUAAAAUCGGCACGAAGCAACAGGAAUCUGUUUAUCAGCUCAUAAAACCGUGUCCAUCGGUAAUAUAUCAAGCACAUGUAAGAGACGUAUUGUUGGGCAAUUCGCAGGCGACUACGCAAUUCUUAAAUUCCUUAUUGAACCAAUUGAAUUGGGCAUUCUCCGAGUUUAUCGGCAUGGUGCAGGAAAUUCACAAUGUAUCAUCGAGGCCGGAACGAGUGUUUAUUGAGUCAAGACAAUUAAAGAUCUGUGCCACCUGCUUCGAUCUGGCUAUCUCGUUGCUUCGCGUAUUAGAGAUGAUUUCCUUGGUAGCCCGAGAUGUUUUCAGCGAUCCUACGCAAUAUUCUAGUGAAAUCCUACUGGCCAGACUGUGUCAAUUACUCUGCCAAGUGUUAAAUAGGAUGAGUUCGCAAACUAACUGUUUUCAACAUGUGAUGCUACUAGAAAUACCAGAUUUAGAAUCCAUAGAUCACUUUCCUAUAUUAGCUGCCGUUAUCGGUAUUCUGCUGGCUCUGCUUGAAAAAGAAAUGAAAGAUUUUGCAGCAAAAUCGAAAAUUGAAGUACCCAGAAUUACACGAAGUUUAUUAACAGAACCGAGCUUCCAGAUCAGUUCUUUGCAUUUCGUUUUGGGCGACACAAAAUUGAAAAAUACAAAGACAAAAAAUGUGAAACCUUUCUCAUUGUUGAACUAUCAAGAAGAUGUAACGACGGAGGAAAUUAAUCGAGUAAAGCAGAUGAUAACGUAUCUCGAAACUUGUCAUAUACUUCUACCCGAUACCAAAUUAAUAAGUGACGAUGACAACGCUUGUACCAUUUGCUAUGCGUUUCCAAUUACCGUUAUAUUUAAACCAUGCAAUCAUCAAACAUGUCGCACCUGCAUAGAUCGCCAUCUGCUCAACACCAGGGAAUGUUUCUUCUGUAAAAUGAUCAUAGAAAAGGUCGAGGAUCUAAGCGGGAACACAUUGCAUGAUUUUACUAGCGAAUUUUCAAUUACAAGAUCAACCUCUUGAUCCAAUGAUAAGAUUGUUUUGCAAAUUGCAUAUACUGUAUUAAAGAUUUGUUAAAUUUUCUCAACAUAUGUAUUGAGUCACGACAAAACUGCCUCAUAUAAUUUUCAUUGUAUAAUAAAAAAAACUUCUAUAAGAGUAAAAGAGAAAGCUAAUUGAGUGAAACAAAAUAAAUUGUAUAAAGUA
This is a messenger RNA of Monomorium pharaonis (pharaoh ant), 4086 nucleotides long. RefSeq names its product E3 ubiquitin-protein ligase RNF123. Bases 37 to 3903 code for a protein of 1288 amino acids. The record is from RefSeq and is a predicted model, not a curated record. Lineage: Eukaryota; Metazoa; Arthropoda; Insecta; Hymenoptera; Formicidae. Gene Ontology annotation, cellular component: cytoplasm. Gene Ontology annotation, molecular function: protein binding; ubiquitin-protein transferase activity. The transcript is spliced from 10 exons.